GCUGCACGGUUUCAAUCUGGUCUGUCGUCAGCAAGUCAAGAGGGGACUCGACCGAAAUUUGCAGCUCGAGAAACUGCGAGCAAGCAACACAGCAUCUUAGCGACAGGAAAACGACGCAACGGUUGCUGUUUGUCGACGGGUGUGAGAAACGACGAAACGGAGUUUGGAGAACGACGACGACGGUCGAGAACUUUUCAUUUCGAUACGACGCAAGCAGCAGAAGUGACUUGCGCACGCAAAGUGCAGCCGUUGAAUGACUUUAUGAUGAGUAUUGUUAGUGCGACGCAGAUGAGAGAUCAGAACGGGUCCGAGCUUCUGAAAGAGAGUGGCAGCAUUCAACGAGCUGGCGACACUUCCGCCCUGCAAGCCAACCCUGCGUCGUUAGACGACGAGGCAAAAACGCUACAACAGACACGGACAAGAAGCCCAAAAGCGUCGGUCGGUCGAUCUAGCUAUAUUACGUCUCCUAAUCCGACGUCUGAGGUGCUGCACAUGACGAGGGGAGCAAGUAGGAGGCUGAGCCAAAGCUCUCCUGAACAGGCACCACCUCUGGCCUCUGACCGCGCCCGCACAUCAAUCACCACGUCGCCGACAAGACAGACUGCUAAGGGUACGAGAAGCAAGACGGCGCAGAGCACUGGAUCGGCGUCCGGCAAUCGGGAAGAAAAAGACGGUGCCGGAAGUGUGCAGUCGACAGGGCGUGCCGUUUCGUCUGGAAGGCAAGGAGCGGGAAAAAGUCAGAAAAGCAACGUCCAAUCAGAAUCCGAUAUUUCGCAGCAGUCGCAGUACGCGAUUGCCAAUGCUCAAGCUGCUCGGACGACGUCAUCUAAUAUGAGCGCUCCUCCCAGUGCGGCUUAUUUAUCUCAAGCGUUAGCUGGAGUGAGUGGUCAGGGAACUCAUGUCAUACCGACCGAAAUCAUGGAGACACUGUACAGGAAUGCCGAUCCGUGCAGUGUACUGCAAAUGUUGACGACGCUGCAAGCGUUUGGCGUGUCUACAGAAGUUGCUUCUCACCUGCUACAUGCUGGUGUGAUGGAGCAGGGAAUACAAGGACAGGGUGUGGCAUCUAAUCUGAAGGAGGCAAACACACAGAACCCAUCCAGCUCUGAGGCGCCCAAGCGGCACCAUUCACAAGCUGAUACAUCAAAAGAGCUCGAGCCCUCACCAAAAAAGGCUAAAGUUAGUGGCACUUUGAAUGCUCCAGAAAGUUUGUUAUCAAAGAGUUCUGGCCAGAAUCAAUGUGAUGUUUGCAGCAGAACGUUCAGUUCAGCCAGUGGUUUGGCAAAACACAAGCUUACACACAGUGAAGAGAGGAAGUUCAUUUGCCAUGUCUGUGGAAGAGGAUUCAAACGACAAGAUCAUCUGAACAGCCAUGCAUUGACCCAUCGUGAAAAAAAGCCAUAUAGAUGCACAUAUGAAAGUUGUUCAAAGAGCUACUGUGAUAAUCGGUCACUACGUCGACACCUGGAGAAUCACCAUGCCAAUGAUGAAUCUCAACUUGGUGCAACAACUGAUGCAAAUCAAAAUGUGGAGGAGACUCAGAUGAGAAGUGGUGGCACUGAGAUGCCUGUCAGUGUCGAUAAUCAGCCUGUUUCAAGUGACAGUCAGGCAGUCAGUGGUUUUCCUGUUCAGUCUUUGCCUGAGUCUACCAUUCACUCGUCUGCCUCUUCCACUACAUCUCUAUUUUCUGACAGAACAGUUUCCGGUGCUAUUUCAUCAGCUAAUAUUGCUUCUUCCGGCAUGACUCAAUUUCCCACAACUGUUGCAGACGAACAACAUGCCAGUAAACAGUGGAAUGAAAUAGCAAUGUCUUCUGUACCUUCUGUCUCCCAAGCUGCAAACAAGUAUUUGGGAAACAAACCACCUCUUUUAAUUAGCGUUGUACAGCCCACAAUUUCAAGCAAUUUUACUCUUAGAGCUACCUCGGUUCCAUCUUAUAGUUCAAGUUUAUCAAAUAUUCCACAAGUCGAAGGGCAUGGUACAAACAGACUGUCAUCGAGUCAACCAAUAACCCUGCCACCUGUGUAUCCACAUGAUACUGCUAGUGAAGCUUAUCAGAGUUAUCUUGCUGCUAUGGCAAAAAAGAAACAAGAGGAACAGGCAGCAAAACCAGGUGAACUUUUUCCUGCUGGAGUUGGAGUAGGAUUAGAUGUGAAGAGCAUCAUACAACAGCCUGUGGCAAGUCAUGGAUUGACAGCACCGGUGAGCUUACCAGGUCAGUGGACGUUUUCUUCAUCAGCAAGUGGUUCGUCUACACCAGCAUUCAACGUGGCACCAUUUCCUCCAAGUUAUGUAUCUCCUACUCUUCCUACAUCAAGAUACCAAUACCCUCUUGGAGCUAAUGAGUCUUUAUUGCAACCACGUCCUCCUCUUGCUGCUCCAGCUCAGCCAACCGAUGCUCAACUGCUUGCUGUUCUGAUGGCUGCUGCUCCUCCACCUCCCUCACCGAUCUUUAAUGUUAAUAACUGGCCAGCCGCAGCAGCGGCAGCAGCUUUAGGUAUGGCCGGUUCUCCUUAUCUCUUUCAACAAAUGCUGGCUGGUUUUAUGCAUCAAGCUGCCGUGUCUAGUCCGUUGCAUGGAUUGACUUCUGGAAUGAACUAUGUAAGCCCUGUCCAUGUUCAGCGACCAGUUGGCAGCUCUGCCAUUGCGGAUGGGAGUGUUGGACAAAAGAAAGAAGAUGAUGUGUUUAACUCAACUUCAAAGAUAGCAAUCAAAUCAACAUCAAGUGGUUCUUCUGUUGUGCAAGUCCAGUGUCCCAUUUGUGAACGUUUCUUUAAGAACGUGAAGUCGUUGAAUGGUCACAUGCGUCUUCACGGAGGGUAUGAAGGUCACAAGACUUUAACCAAUAUUUCAUCUGUUGUGCCAGUUACGAAACAAAGUCCAGUUGAAGACUCUGCAACUCCUUUUAGUGCACUUCUGAAAGCUGUUGAGGUGACAAAAGAACGCGAGUUAGCCAGUGAGGUGGGCAACGAUGCUAACAGCACCAGACAAAAGAAGAGGCACUCAACUAAAGGUCAGGAAGUUCGGUUUUCUGAGCAGCCAAUGCUUGUUGAACAAAGUCCUAGUGAAAGAAGUCAUGGUUCAUCGUAUGAUGAGUUUUGUCUGGUUUCGUCAGAAGAUGAUAGUUUUGUAGUUGAUGAUUCCAAGGCAGUCAAUACUCAACAGAUGUAUUCGGGCUCUGACAGUGGAUCGUCAUCUGCUGUCAGUUCACCUAGUAGACCAGAAGGAGAUGGAAACGUCUUGUCUCCCACACCUUCACUCUCUGAUGGCAGUUCAGCUCGUAAACGAAAGCGACCAGAAAAUCUUGUCUUGAAAAUUCCAAGUGAACAGAGGGAAUCAAGUGUUUUCAGCAACGAUGAUGCAGAAGUAGUUCAUCCAACAACUCCACCUCCAUACACUCCACCUCCUAUUCUUAGCCCACAUAUUACUGUUGGAUUAUUGGGAUCUCCGUUGAAGAGCCCACGUAUGAGCUUGCUGGGAACUCCCGUCAUAACACCACAUUCUGCAAUUACACCUGGUAGUUCAAAGUUCAAUAUUCCAUGGAUGCCAAGACGAAUUAGUACUGAUCAGGGAGGUCAGGAACAAGAGAUAACACUGACACCGAAAAUCAAUAUUGGUGCACAGUUCCAGGCAGAGGUACCACCACUAGCAGAUGAAGUAUCUCGACGUAAUGCUUUGAAAACAAGGCAUCGAGCAACUAAAGUCUGGUCGCCGAUGAACAACGGUCGUAUAAAAUCAAGAGAACUGGACACAUACUUCGAACUGUCUCGUUCUGGUCUUGUUCCAUUUUCAGGAUCUAACAAAGAAUUUGCUCAUCACAUUCUCUAUUGGUGCAAAGGCAACAUCAAGGCCUCCGUAAAGGUACUUUUGAGUGGUAAAUCACCACUUCCAGCCGAUCAUCCAAUGGAAAACUAUCGUUAUCCAGGUUCUUCACGGUGGAUGCGGUCUGACAGACAAGUUUUCAAGAAAGCGUGGCGAGAACAUGGCAAACAAUUUAGACUUAUUUAUAAGGCUUUGGAGGGAAAGAAAACGGUGAAGGAAAUAAUAGAGUAUUAUUACUUCUGGAAGAAGUACUGUAACAAUGAAUAUCGAGGCCGAACGAGGAGAGACAGUCUAGAGGUUGAUUCUGAGGAAGAGUUCAAUACUGGUCCUCCAUUUGAAUGUGAAUUUCCAGCCUGUGAUGCAGCAUUUCCAACAAGACAAGGGCUGAAUGGGCACAUUCGAAUUCAUGGCGGAAAUUUUGUUUAUCGUAUUGAGACACGACGAGCUCGACGAGAUGAAAAACAGAGGCAGAGAGGCUUGAGGGAUCCAAGAAGUGGAACAGCUAGUCUUACUCCUUCACCAUCACAUCAAAGGAUUGAGUGGGAUGACGAGGAGGCAGGGAAUGAAACAGUUGCCGGUGGUCAACGCUUUGGGCAUGUCGUCGAUGAAAAGACUGCUGUAGUGGCACCAAUCUUACCAAACUACGCCACUAUACCUUCUUUCAUUGGAUUAACUUCUACCCAUGCUCAUCCAUCAUUCUUGCCAUUAUCAAUUUCGGGUGCACUAAAUGAUCCUCAGAUGAUGGGAGUGCAAGGAAAUUUUGCUCAUUUAGCUACUGGCAUGAUGCCUUCAAAUCUGCAAGAUCUUUCCAAUUCUCCUGCAGGAAAGAGUGGAAACGGGAAACGGGUGUCUGGAGGGCGGUCAACACCGACGACUGAUGGAAAACCUGAAUUCAAAUGUAAAGUUUGUGGUCGAGUGUUUCCUAAGGUGAAGAGUCGAAGUGCACACAUGAAAAUUCAUUCAUCUCGUUCAGAUCACUAUUAGCGAUGCUUUUUGCCAUUUACCGAACUACACUCUACUUUAUAUUUGCAACAAAAGGUACAUCAUUUGAAGUGAUAAGUGCAGCUAUGAAGAAAGUAGUAUACAGUACUUUAGUUUGAUGAUGCAAUCAUGUCAGAAAUGAAUGUAUGGUUUAGCUUAGUAGCAAUUGAUCCGGCAGAUAGCAGAGAUGACAAUAUUCUGACCUUCUUUUACUGUAUUUAUUAGAGAUAUGUUAAACUAAGAGUCUAUUACGGUACUCUGUUGUCUGUGUAGACUCCGAGGAAAAGUUAUGUACACAUGGCUCUCUCUGUUUUUAACUGGUCCGGGAUUUUUAAGACAUUGUCACGUGAUAGAGGUGGACGAAUCAACGAACAGAGCAAAAAGGUGCA
Messenger RNA from Corticium candelabrum, 5192 nucleotides. RefSeq lists its product as uncharacterized. Gene Ontology annotation, cellular component: transcription regulator complex; histone deacetylase complex. The record is from RefSeq and is a predicted model, not a curated record. Lineage: Eukaryota; Metazoa; Porifera; Homoscleromorpha; Homosclerophorida; Plakinidae. The transcript has 13 exons. Gene Ontology annotation, molecular function: transcription corepressor activity. Bases 262 to 4806 code for a protein of 1514 amino acids. Gene Ontology annotation, biological process: negative regulation of DNA-templated transcription; regulation of transcription by RNA polymerase II.